GAUAGGGACCAAUAAUUAAAGCCCUUUUGUCUAAUCUCAUUCGUUGUCUCCCCCAAAAAUAUCAUAUUACCUUCCAAGAAAGAAGAUAUUUUUCUCCAACCCUAAGCUUCCUUCCUUCUCAGAUUCCUCCUCCAAUGGAUCCGACGGCGGCGGCGGUGAUGCCGAUUGAUUUGCCGAUCAUACACGAGAGCGAUCGGUACGACUUCGUGAGAGAUAUUGGGUCUGGCAACUUCGGGGUAGCUCGUCUCAUGACCGAUAGAGUUACAAAGGAGCUCGUCGCUGUUAAGUACAUCGAGAGAGGUGACAAAAUUGAUGAGAAUGUGCAGAGGGAGAUCAUCAACCACAGGUCCUUGAGGCAUCCUAAUAUCGUCAGGUUUAAGGAGGUCAUUUUGACGCCUAGCCAUCUGGCUAUUGUGAUGGAGUAUGCUUCUGGUGGUGAGCUUUAUGACCGCAUCUGUAACGCUGGCCGCUUCAGUGAAGAUGAGGCUCGGUUCUUCUUUCAGCAGCUUAUCUCUGGUGUUAAUUACUGUCAUGCCAUGCAAAUAUGUCAUCGAGACCUGAAGCUGGAGAAUACAUUGUUGGAUGGAAGUCCUGCCCCUCGUUUGAAAAUUUGUGAUUUUGGUUACUCCAAGUCUUCUGUUCUUCACUCGCAACCAAAGUCAACUGUUGGUACUCCUGCGUACAUCGCACCAGAGAUUCUUCUUCGUCAGGAAUAUGAUGGCAAGAUGGCAGAUGUGUGGUCAUGUGGUGUGACCUUAUACGUUAUGUUGGUUGGAGCAUAUCCGUUUGAGGAUCCAGCUGAGCCAAGAGACUAUCGAAAGACUAUACAAAGAAUCCUUAGCGUCACAUACUCAAUCCCUGAGGACUUAAACCUCUCACCAGGAUGUCGCCAGCUAAUCUCAAGGAUCUUCGUAGCCGAUCCAGCAACGAGAAUCAGUAUCCCAGAGAUCAAAUCCCAUGAAUGGUUCUUGAAGAAUCUCCCAGGCGAUCUGAUGGACGAGAACAGAAUGAGUAGUCAGUUCCAAGAGCCGGAGCAGCCGAUGCAGAGCCUUGACACUAUCAUGCAGAUCAUCUCGGAGGCUACCAUUCCAGCCGUUAGAAACCGUUGCCUUGAUGACUUCAUGGCUGAUAAUCUUGACCUUGACGAUGACAUGGAUGACUUUGAUUCCGAAUCUGAGAUUGACGUUGACAGUAGCGGAGAGAUAGUUUAUGCUCUUUGAGAGUUUGAGAGGGCAAAGUCUGUUUUGUCCGCCGUACUGUUCAGACACUAUUGGAGUCUUUGUCUUGUCUUAAGCUCCUCUACCACCAUCCUUUUAUUUUUGGAUCGUUUGUUUGUCUUUUAUUUCUCUACAGACUUUGGAUUCACAUACAUAUAUAUAUAUAUGUGUAAUAUAUUUUUAUAAUAUAUGAUCCCUUUGAGCAUUCA
This is a messenger RNA of Brassica oleracea var. oleracea, 1426 nucleotides long. Its product is annotated as serine/threonine-protein kinase SRK2D. Gene Ontology annotation, cellular component: nucleus. Gene Ontology annotation, biological process: intracellular signal transduction; protein phosphorylation. The record is from RefSeq and is a predicted model, not a curated record. NCBI's taxonomy places the organism in Eukaryota, Viridiplantae, Streptophyta, Magnoliopsida, Brassicales, Brassicaceae. Bases 135 to 1220 code for a protein of 361 amino acids. The transcript is spliced from 8 exons. Gene Ontology annotation, molecular function: ATP binding; protein serine/threonine kinase activity.